UAAGCCCCCACCUAGGCUACCGCACCCUUAUUUCCCUCAGAAAUCGUUCCACAGCGUUUCCCAGAAGCAUCGAACCAUGAAACUGAACGGUUCCAGCCAUAUAAGCUGCCACUGGGGGCUUUGGGAAACGCACCCCUGUACCACCUCAGCCUAAUGGUGAUAAAUAACCUCACGUCACAGACAUUAGCCUUCAGUAACAUUAGAAUGUCAGAAUGGUUCUUUGGAUAAAUAUACACCGCAGACAUAACAUUAAGACCCCUGCCUAAUAUUGUGUAGGUCCCACUCCUGCCACCCAAACAUCCCUGACCCAUCCAGGCAUGGUCUCCACGAGACACUAAGGGUUAAUGUAUCUGGCAGGAAGAGGUUAGCAGCAGAUCCUGUAACUCCUGUAAGUGGUGAGAUUGGACUUCUUUGUCCAGAACAUCCCACAGAUGGACGAUUGGACUGAGAUCUGGAGAGUUCGAAGGCCUAAUUAUUAGGGUUUUACCUUUGUGAAGCACUUUGAAUUGCCUUGCGUCUGAAUUGUACUAUAUAACUAAACUUGCCUUGUCAAGUCAACACCCUAAACCGGAAUACCGUUGCCAUGAAGGGGUGUACUUGGUCUGCCACAAUGUUUAGGUAGGCGGUACGUGUCAAAGUGACAUCCACAUGAAGGUCAGGACCCAAGGUUUCCCAGCAGACCAUUGCCCAGAGCAUCACACUACUUCCACUGGCUUGCCAUAGUGUGUCCUGGUGCCAUCUCUUCCAUCUUCUUCCAUCUCUUCCCAGCUUGUUCCCUGGGACUCGGUACGCCAGGGUGACCUCCACCUGAGGCGGGGCCCAGGGGACCAGCUCGGGCCUCGCAGUGUCCGAGUGUGGCGUCCGCCCGAUGGGGAUAUGGAACAACCCUAUGACAGCAAUCAUGAUGUUCUUUUGAUCUUUUGCUGUCUAGCUGUGUAUCUGCAGGUGUCUGUGUGAAGAGCCGGACUGGUCAGUGAAGCUCAGCUCUGAUUUUAUCCAAACCUAUGUACAAAUGGGCAUCAGAGAGCAGAAUCUGCCCGGCCCAUUGGAGCAACUAGGGAUAACGAUCUUCCUCAUGGGCUUGGUGAUGAUAUAAUUAUUUUGCAAUCCAUGGUAUUUUGCACCGACACACCAAAAUUAAAUGUAGUAUUGUGUGAUGACCUUUUCUGUUUUUUUUUGGGCAGUGGAUUAAUCCGGUGUCUAGUUACCCUCUCAAACUCACUGCAACCGCCCCCGUCCACCAGUACAACUUAUUGUUGUUUUUUUUUAGUUAUUUGCUAUGUAGUUAUUCCUUAGGUGAAUUUCAUAGACGUUGGUGAUUUAACUUCUGUCUUGCUACCUGACGAUGCCGAGGUCCCUUUAAAAGCGCGCGCUCCCGACGGGCGUUCCCGUCUCUACACCGCAGCAUAUUUUGUCUCCGCGUGCGCUGUGGGAGGCGCGCUCUUCACCUGGAAUAGCCCAUCGCCUAAAUAGCCGCUUCUGGAAGCGUGGCGCCGCCGGAGGGAUCCCUGUGGUGGUGGAGCAGCUAACCUGCACUUGCAGCUUGACGGACGCGCCGGCACCUGGCAUGGCGGGCGGACGCAGAGGGGGCAACCGCACCUCGUACUGCCGCUCGCCUCUGGGAGGCGAGUCCGGCUCCGUGGGCAACGGCGGCCACUCCAGCAGCUCGCCAAUGACGGGUGUGCGGUCGCGGACCAGGAGCAGCUCUGGCACUGGCAUGAGCAGUCCCCCAUUGGCGGCCCAGACCGUGGUGCCUCUCAAGCACUAUAAGAUUCCAGAUCUAUCAAUGGAGCGCCACCUGCUGUUUGAACUGCACCUGCUCCUGUGCCACCUGAUCGCCCUCUUCGUCCACUACAUCAAUAUCUACCGGACGGUGUGGUGGUAUCCGCCCUCACACCCACCCUCACACACCUCUCUGAACUUCCAUCUCAUCGAUUACAACAUGCUGGUCUUCACUGUCAUCGUGCUGGCGCGUCGCCUCAUUGCUGCUGUGGUGAAAGAGGCCUCUCAGAGCGGCAAGUUAUCCUUCCCCCACUCCGUGGUGCUGGUGAUGGGCCGCUUCGCCGUUCUCACGCUCACGGGCUGGAGUCUCUGCCGCUGCUUCAUCCAUCUUUUCAGGACGUAUUCCGCCCUAAGCUUGCUCUUCCUCUGCUACCCCUUUGGCAUGUACAUCCCCUUCUUCCGGCUGAGCUGCGACAUGCGCCGAGGCGGCGGCUCGCUGUCAUCGGGCACCAGCGUUGGGGGGCGAGACUACCUGAGCAUCCUGAAAGACACCUGGAAGCAGCACACGAGCCAGCUGUACGGGGUGCAGGCCACGCCCACGCACGCCUGCUGCCUGUCCCCAGACCUGGUCCGGAAGGAGGUCGAGUACCUUAAGAUGGACUUCAACUGGAGGAUGAAGGACGUGCUGCUCAGCUCCAUGCUGAGCGCCUACUAUGUGGCCUUUGUGCCCGUCUGGUUUCUUAAGAGCACGCAGUAUGUGGACAAGCGCUGGUCCUGUGAGCUGUUCCUUCUGGUGGCCAUCAGCACAUCCGUCAUCCUCAUGCGACACCUGCUGCCCCCCCGCUACUGCGACCUACUGCACAAGGCGGCUGCCCACCUGGGCUGCUGGCAGAGAGUGGACCCCGCACUCUGCUCCAACGUCCUGCAGCACGUGUGGACAGAGGAAUACAUGUGGCCACAGGGUGUGCUGGUGAAACACAACAAGAACGUGUACAAGGCCAUGGGCCACUACAAUGUGGCUGUGCCUUCAGACGUCUCACACUACCGCUUCUAUUUUUUCUUCAACAAGCCUCUGAGGAUUUUGAACAUCCUCAUCAUCCUGGAGGGGGCCAUGAUCUUCUACCAGCUGUACUCCCUGAUCUGCUCAGAGAAAUGGCACCAGACCAUAUCACUGGCACUGAUUCUCUUUAGUAACUACUAUGCGUUCUUCAAGCUGCUGAGGGACAGAAUCGUCCUUGGCAAAGCUUACUCCUACUCACACAGCUCUGCGGAUCCCAAGGCCACUUAAGCUGCUCCACUCUGCCUUGGCCAGCCAGUUGGCAUAGGAGCUUUGUCGUCAUUUUUUUUUACACUUGCAUUUUUGUGUUUUUGUUUUGGAUCUUAUAAAGAAUCAUAUUUUUGUAUUCUU
Paramormyrops kingsleyae is the source of this 3130-nucleotide messenger RNA. It is a transcript of the gene tmem39b, whose product is annotated as transmembrane protein 39B. Gene Ontology annotation, cellular component: membrane. The record is from RefSeq and is a predicted model, not a curated record. Lineage: Eukaryota; Metazoa; Chordata; Actinopteri; Osteoglossiformes; Mormyridae.